Messenger RNA from Gracilinanus agilis (Agile Gracile Mouse Opossum), 520 nucleotides. Its product is annotated as hypermethylated in cancer 1 protein-like. The annotation marks the transcript as partial. The transcript has a single exon. The record is from RefSeq and is a predicted model, not a curated record. Lineage: Eukaryota; Metazoa; Chordata; Mammalia; Didelphimorphia; Didelphidae.
GGCGCGGCCGGGGCGCUGGCGGGCCUCGGCGGCCUGCCUGGCGCGCCCGGCCCCGACGGCAAAGCCAAGCUCGAUUUCCCCGAGGGCGUCUUUGCGGUGGCCCGGCUCACGGCGGAGCAGCUCGGCCUCAAGCAGCAGGACAAGGCGGCAGCGGCGGCCGAACUACUGGCCCAGACCACGCACUUCCUGCACGACCCCAAAGCGGCGCUCGAGAGCCUCUACCCGUUGGCCAAGUUCACGGCUGAGCAGCUGGGGCUGAGCCCGGACAAGGCGGCCGAGGUGCUGAGCCAGAGCGCGCACCUGGCGGGGGGGCCCGACGGCCGGACCAUUGACCGCUUCUCCCCCACUUAGAAGGCCCUUCUCCCCAGCCCUGAGCGGGGACUGCACUGCGCCCCCCUCGCCGGCUUGGGUGGGAAAUGCUCGGGAGGGAUGGCAGCAACUGCAACGAGCAACCGAGGGAGCCCCCCCUUCUGCCCUCUGGCCCUCCCCGGCCACACCUGGCGGAACCGUUUUGUGCCUU